CCGCAUGAAGUUUGUGUUGUCUUAGAUACUAUCCAAAAACUCUCCGGUCCCCCUUCGCGCCUUUCUGUCGUAUGCAAAACAAAUAACAAAUAUGCCUCGCUAAUCAGCCAGCCAGGCAGUCAGUCGAUAGAGUGGUUGAAGUCCUUGAGUAUGAGAAUGGUCUUGUCAAGGUGCAGCAGGUGGCACUCGAGCUGGUCCUCGGCCAGCUGACGGGCUGACAGGCUCUCCUGCUCCUCGUCCGUCAUGCUGCGGUCGCUCCUGCAGGCAGGCAGGCAGGCAGUCGCACAGAUAUCGAUCGACACGACAGAUACAAAGGCCAAUUGUGUGUGUAUCAUGCGUCAUUCACGCAUGCCACGCACGCACCUGAGGAACGCAGUCAGAAGCUGUUUGCUCUCCUUGUCCAGCCGCGCUCGCAUGUUGGCUGCAGUCUUGAGGACGUCGCGCAGCACCAACUCGCGCACCUCGCUCUCUCUGACGGUGAAGAUGUUGAAGGACUUGGUGGUGUAGCCCUUGUUUGCGGCCGCAUCGCCGCCGGCCCUCUGUGUCCCCCCACCACCACCGGAGGUGCCAGCACUGCCAGAGCCAGGAGGCCGGCCGACGUCCUGAAUGGCCGCCCACCCGUUGACCAGCAGCGCAUUGAGGGCCUCCCGACAUGUCUUGGGCGGCAACAGGCACAGCUCACCGAUCUAUAUGACAUUGUGCACAGAGAGAAAUACAAAAUGCCCCGGACUCUCUGUUUGUCACCGCUGGCUGUAAGUGACCUUCUUGUCGUCGUGUUUGGCCCCCUGCGCUAACAGAGUGUACACUCGCGCACCCGCCAGACCAACACGAGCCUUGACCGCACUGAGAAGUAGUGAGUCACAACGUGACAAAUGGGCCUGAAUGAAUGGGCGUGGCUGGCGUGAUAUGCAUGUCUGUCUUGUCUUUGCUGACUUGAAGACGACGCGCGACUGAACGGCUCUGUGGGCGUUGUCCCACAUGAGCUGAUAGGUGGUCACGGGAUCGUCGCCGUGGACUGACAAGAAAGACAUACACAUACAAGACAUGAUCUCCACCCUCUCUCCUUGAAUCAAUUGUGCAGGUGCAGACGCCUACGUGUGUCCCUCUUGACCACGAUCUGGUCGGGGUGCUUGACGAGCCUCUCGAGGGCCUGCAGCAUCUGGGUGCGGUGCUGCAUGGCCUUGCUGGGGGUCUUGGUCGUUUGCUGCAUUGCGGAGCCUCCGCGCAAGUACGACUCGCACCGCUGCUCCAACUGCUCGAACGUCAGGGCAGCUGAAAGCCACACCAACGCACAGCAAAAGGGAUGGAUGUCUCUGACAUACGGACGAUGCCCUGAUUUUUACAUGUUUCGACGUGUUUCUGGCCGAUCAUCCUCACGGUGGUCAGGAGGGCCUUGACAAUGAUGGAGGCCAAACGAGUGGUGCGCACGAGGGCGAACCGCUGAACCAUCUGAAUCGACGAAGACGCAUCGAGUGCUCUUUGGGCGAAUGCGCUAUUUCUAUUAAUGCUCACAUCUUUGGCCAAUUCCAGCGUCAGGAAUCGCGAGUUGACGCGAUAGACCCAGCCCUUGUCCUCUAUAGCCUGCAGCUGUGCCGCCACGCCCCUCUUGUCGCCCUUUCGUCUCCGACCACCCUUACCCUCCACAGCUGCAUCGCCAUACUGGUCCUCUGGCCACUCCGCCCCCAUCGGGUGGUCCUCUGCGUCCUCCUCGUGACGUAGGCUCCUCACGGCGUCGCCCUUCUUGCCCUUGCGUCUCUUGCUGCUGGUGGCUGUGGCUUUGCCCUUGUCCUUCUUCUGUGCCGCCCUCUUCCUGCCCCCGCCCCUCUUGGCUGGCGAUGUCGGCUCGUCAGGCUGCUCGUCCUCUGCCCUCCUUGUCUGCCGCUCCUUUGGCCGAGCCGGGUCGGCCCUGCAGAGCAUCGUGUGGCUGACCAGCCACAGGAACUCCUCCUCGAAGCGUUUGACACGAAUCAGCUGACUGUCCUGGGCAGCUGAAGGCCCAUGCAGAUCCAUCUCGUCUUCGUUGUCGUCUUCUUGACCAGCCAACUCGGGUAGCACCUCUGCAAGCACGCAUAUACAUACACAAGCGCAUGUCAGCGGCCGCCAUAUGCGCGUAUGGCCGCCCCGCCCGUAUGUAUGGUGUGUCCGCACCUGAUGUCUUGAGUGCGGCGUCGAUGGAGCGUCUCAUUUUCAUUCUGCCAUGUUUCAUGACCUCUUCCAGCACCAGUCUGGCCAUGGCGCCCCUGCCCUGCUCCUGCUCGUCGCGCAUCUCCUCCACAUAGAGUAGGAACCGCGCGAACCGCUGGCGCACAAGGAUCUCGUCCAGGUCAGCGGCGUAGACGAUUGGCGGGGCCACAGCGUCGGCGGAGGCAGCGGCCGUCCCGCUGUCGUCGAUGAACUGACUGUCGUCCUGUAGAGGUUGAUGGAUGCACAACAGAGGAGAGAGGACAAACGAACAGAGGGAUGGAUUCAUCAAACACUCUGACGAAUGAUUUGUAGGCCUGUGUGCAUCUAUCUGUAUGUGACCUGUAUGCGCACACAGUUGUGUUGGAUGAGGACCAGGAUGGCGUUGCGGCACUGUGUCCACGGCAGCCGGGUGAAGACCAGCAGGUCCGACAGCGGCGAGGGGCCCCGAGUGAGCAGACACUCAGCCACGCACUUGACCAGUGGGCCAAAGUGCUCCUCCAGGAGAGCCAAAGCCAACGACAGCUCCUCAGCCAACAUCCUGUUCC
Vitrella brassicaformis is the source of this 2729-nucleotide messenger RNA. The record is from the annotation of a GenBank genome assembly. Lineage: Eukaryota; Vitrellaceae.